Anopheles funestus (African malaria mosquito) is the source of this 1566-nucleotide messenger RNA. RefSeq lists its product as uncharacterized. Gene Ontology annotation, cellular component: cytoplasm. NCBI's taxonomy places the organism in Eukaryota, Metazoa, Arthropoda, Insecta, Diptera, Culicidae. The record is from RefSeq and is a predicted model, not a curated record. Gene Ontology annotation, molecular function: phosphatase activity. The coding region runs from base 210 to 1175 and encodes 321 amino acids. The transcript has 3 exons.
UAAUUUUGCUACUUUAAAAAUUAAACGAAAUAUUCGUCAAAAAUUAAGAAAUUGUGUCUUAUAACAAAACCGGUACGAUAAAAUUUGUUGGUCACUGUGUUUACUUAUCAACGAGAACCAUAAAGCCAACGCACGGUAAAAGAGCAUCGACAGUCGUCCGGUGGUAGCUCUCUUGAUUGUCACGCGACUCCAGCGUGCGGUGUAACGUAAUGGACAAGGAAGGAAAGAUGACUAAGAACCUGCUAAAACUGCCGAUUGAGGAGAAGGAACGUUUCUUCGAUUCAUUCGACAUGGUCCAAACCGACUGUGAUGGCGUGUUAUGGCUUUUGGGCGAACCGUUCGAUGGUGUGGAACGGUCCAUACGUGCAUUGCGAACAAAUGGCAAGCGGGUGGUGUUUGUGUCGAACAACAGUGUCCGCACGAUGGAAGAUUACCGGGCAAAGCUGUACAAGCUGACCGACCAUACGGUGGACGACGAGGACGUGAUUCAUCCGGCCAAAAUCGUAAUUCAGUAUUUGCGAGAGAGAAAAUUCGAUGAUGCCCUCUGCUACGUAAUCGGCAGCACCAACUUCAAGAACUGUCUCAGGGAAGCCGGCAUUCAAAUAAUCGACGGUCCUGAUGAACCGGUGCCGGAAGCGAUAAAAGCAGUUGCGGCCGUUAUUAACGAUGGACAACCGGUAAAGGCGGUCAUAGUGGAUUUUGACUACAAUAUGAACAACAUCAAACUGCUCCGUGCUCAACUGUACCUGCAACACGACGCCCUGUUCAUUGCGGGAGCAAUGGAUACGGUCUUGCCGGUCGGACGGAUGCGUCUCAUCGGUCCUGGGUGUUAUGUGGAAGUGCUAGAAAAGAUAGCAGACAGGAAACCGAUUGUGCUGGGCAAGCCGGGGCGGGAAAUGAGCAAAAUGCUGAAACAGCGGUACGCGAUCGAUAAUCCGCGCCGGGUGCUGUUCGUCGGAGAUCAGCCCGAAAUGGAUGUACAGUUUGGACAUAUUUCCAACUACCAAACGCUUCUGGUUGGUACUGGGGGUGUUAAGGAGGACGAUUUGAAGCAGUUAGCGAGCACACCAUCCAUGGUUCCUGACUACUACAUCGACUCGUUUGCCGGUUUGGAGCAAUUUGUACGAGACGUUAUGGUGUAUAAGGCGCGCAAUGGAGAAAAAUCAGGGCCCUAGUUAUUUGUUAAAGAAUGCAUGAUUUUUUUUAACAUUUACUUAUUAUAUUUCUAACACUGGACAUGUCUGUGGUGUAUGUGAUAAAUGACGCCAGUUCCACACGAUAGGAUCGGGUAUUAAAUCCCAUCCGGACCGUGUCCCCUUAGCAAGCGACUUAUUAUCCGGCUACGUGGUAUAUGUACAUUUAUUAGUCUAGUUAGCCAGAAAUGACCGGCAUGACCUUAAAGGUCGUAAAGCCAAGAAGAUAAAGAAAGAGAACACAAUUAUGAAUUUAAAGGCAGAAUUUAAAGGCAAACUUAUGGGGCGAAUAUAAGGGACUAAUCGAGAUUUUACAUGCACUAAGUAGCAUACGAAUGGGACAAAGCUAAAUAAAGGUUGGUUUAAAUAAACA